Messenger RNA from Contarinia nasturtii (swede midge), 2011 nucleotides. Its product is annotated as fukutin-related protein. Gene Ontology annotation, cellular component: Golgi apparatus. Gene Ontology annotation, biological process: protein O-linked glycosylation via mannose. The record is from RefSeq and is a predicted model, not a curated record. Lineage: Eukaryota; Metazoa; Arthropoda; Insecta; Diptera; Cecidomyiidae. Bases 183 to 1880 code for a protein of 565 amino acids. The transcript is spliced from 5 exons.
UGCAAUUGCAACAAUUGCAACGAUUGUAAUUUUUUUUAUAUAUCUGUAUUUACUAUGGAACAAGCUUAUUUUCUGAGCUAGAUUUCAAAAUCAAUGGUUGUAAAUAUGCGAUAAUAUCCACACAUUCGGUACACUGUGUUUUAAAAUCUCCAACCACUAUUUGAAUAAUAAUAAAAAAAAGAAUGGUGCGACUGAAGUAUGCAAAACUGUUGACAAUUUUGGUGUUUAUAGUUAAUGUGAUUUUAUUUCUUUAUACGUGGAAAUGGUUUGUCAGUGAAUCAAAUAAUUACUCAACAACUGUUCAAACAAAAUUAUUGAAAAUAAAAGAUCGCGCACAUUCAACAAAUAAACAUAUUAAAAAACUAAUAACAAUAGUAUUUCGUGAUUUUUAUCAUUUUGAAAAUGAUUUACAACAUUCCAUCGAUAGUAUUUUAAAUCAAAUUCCAAAUAUUCAAAUUAUGGUUUUAUACGAAGAUGAACCAUAUCCACCUUUAAACUUUGUAAAAAACUAUACGGCAACUCAUUCAAAUGUAAAAUUCAUCAAUUUAAACUUUGAUAUUCGAAAAACGUCCAAAGCUUUGUCUCCUCUUUCACAAAUCCGCACCAAAUAUGUGCUAUUCACACCAGACAGUUUUCGUUUUGGAGGUAGAGCCAUCAUUCAAAAAAUAUUAGCUGAAAUUGAGAAGAAAUCAAAUCGCAAAAAUGUGGCCAACUCAAGAAAUACGGACAUCGAUGCGAGCUCAUCAGAUCAAAAUAUAAAUAUAGAUAGUUUGGCAAAGAAUGAUAAUAGUAAAUCCAUAAUUAUAAUUCCAUUCGUAUCGAAUGUCGCCUCAAUGAGCAAUUGUUGUCGUAUAAAUAUUGAUAUUGCCAAUUGGACAAUGGAAUAUAUAAGUAUAAAAAACAGUAUACAUCAAUGUGAUAUGUUUUUACAAAAGCAUGCCAUCCUUGCCGACACGAGUUUAUUAAAGAUAAUGCCAGACGCUUUGGCGUCUCCAUUUCCUGAGAUGUUUUACAUACAGGCCAAAAUAUGUAAAGCCAAGUUACAUUUUCUUAAAACAGGACUUUUACAAGAUGGAAAACGGUUAUUUACGGCAUUUCAUAAUAAGCAACGCAGAAAAGAAAUACGGAAGCAACAAUUCAAAAAUAUGUAUAAAAAGAUACAAAUAAAAAAAGUGGUAAGAAAAUAUAGGGGAAAAAUAAAUGAUCGACAUAACAAGCAACACGAAAAAAAAGCAACACGAGACAUUUUCGGCAAUGCAAUGCCAGCAAUAGUUUUAUCAAAUGUGUCAAUUCCUAUUUUAAUAAACACUGAAUACUUUGGAUGUGAAAAAAAUACACGAAGUUGUAUUGGAACAGUAUUUCGUAAACCAUUUUAUGUGUAUCUCAAACGGAAUACACCACCAUGCUGUUUAGAAAAGUUAAAAUCCGUCUUUUAUCAUGUUUUAGAGGAAUUAACAAAUGUUGGUAUCAGAUAUUGGUUGGAUAAUGUGGCAUUGAAAUCGGCAAUUGAAACCAGCGAAUUGGCCCGUGAUGCAUUUGAAAUUGAUAUCAGCUUCAUAAGCUAUGAUCUAGAUCGUUCGACAUUGUUAAAGAAGGCACAAACACGACCAGUGAUUGAUAAUUUGGGAUUUUAUUGGAUUAAAGCAACUGAGGGGCAAUAUUUUCGUGUUCAAUAUUCCAAACAAAAUCAAGUCGGCGUCAAUUUAUUGCCAUUUAGUAUGAUCGGUGAACGUGUUCGUGCCAAUGGAUUUUUCGGUUGGAAAGCUAAGGAAUUCUCUGCUGAAUUUUUACAUCCAAUGUCAACUGUUAUAUUUUUGAACAAAAACGUCAUGACUGUCAACAAUGUGUGUGACUUUUUGAGUCUAAAAAAUAUUACUUAGUUAGUUUUUUUCUGAUAUCAAUUCAUGUUGUUUCAUUUAUUAAUGAUUUUUAUGUAGUCUGGUUAUAUUUUAAGGAACACUUGUAUUUUAGAAAAAUGUCAAAUUAAAUAAAUAUCUACUUACAAUGUAAA